UCACGUGACCGACCGUCGCCCAGGUUGUGUCGAAAGCAUCCUGGUGUUAGCAGUUAGCUACCCGCUGACAAAAACACAAACUAAGGCAUGAAUAUUUUUACAAUGCGCGAACUAUUAACGCGGCUCUAGCGGAGACAAAGAAGACAAGGACCUACCCACAGCCCCCUUUCCAACAUGGUUUGAUAGCUGGCAUGUGAAGAGGCCAGUUAACGUAGCUAACUAUUAGCGCUAGCUAACGAUCAAACUUUGACGGGCAGCAGCAACAAUUCGCUAGCUAGCUGCUAGUUUGAUUGACUACAACCAUUCCGGCUAGCCAGGUAACAUCUUGUUAUUGUAGCAGGUAUGCUAACUAACUAGCAUCUCGUGUGUGGACUGAGUAAUAACGCGUUUUUUUUGAUCAGUCAUUUAAAACUAGCGUUAUUACUAAGUAACGUCCGCUAACUGAUCAAUAAUGACUGCUGUUGAGCGGCUAAUGCUAACGUUAGCUGUUUAAACUUCACUGUAAGUAACACACAAUUACGCAGUGUUAGUGCUGAUUAUCUUUCUCCCAGCUAAUAGUGAAAUUAGGCGAACAGCAGCUAGUGAACAGCUGUAACCUGAAAAGCUACGCGUCUGUGUUUUCUUAUUGAUUCACCCAAUCACAUGAGAUAAAUAAUGCUAAACACCAGGAUGUCAAACGCAUGGGGAUUAACGUUAAGGCAGCAGUAUUGUGUAGAAAACACAGCUGUCCGGUCAUUUCGGUAAUCCUUGUUUUCCUCAUCAUGCGGCUUCAGUAGAUGUUUGUAAUUGCGUUUAGUUUAACGUCUUGUAUCUGCCAACACAUUUGGCUACGUGGUUCACCGUAAACAGACUGUAUAGGCUAGAGUCUACUUUUCUUUAAGUUAUGCCUGGGGACGCAUCAGAUAGUAGCGAUGACUCCGAUACCAAAACAAAUGAAAAGGCCUGCACCGUCAAGCAUCAAAUCACCAAUGCUAACCUCACAGGUCACACCGAGAGGGUCGGCAUGGAGAACUUUGAGUUGCUCAAAGUCUUGGGCACUGGAGCUUAUGGAAAAGUGUUUUUGGUCAGGAAGAACACCGGUCACGAUGUGGGCCAGCUGUACGCUAUGAAGGUGUUAAAAAAAGCAGCCAUCGUUCAAAAGGCAAAGACAACAGAACACACUCGCACUGAGAGGCAGGUGCUGGAGCACAUCCGCCAGUCUCCUUUCCUGGUCACGCUCCACUACGCCUUUCAGACGCAGAGCAAACUACAUCUCAUCCUGGACUACGUGAGCGGUGGGGAGAUGUUCACUCAUUUGUACCAGCGGGAUCACUUUCCUGAGGAGGCGGUGCGGAUUUAUAUCGGGGAAAUCAUCCUGGCUCUGGAGCACCUGCACAAGCUUGGCAUCGUGUACCGAGACAUCAAAUUGGAAAACAUUCUUCUUGACAGUGACGGCCAUGUGGUAUUGACAGAUUUUGGGCUCAGCAAGGAGUUUCUGGAAGAAGAGAAGGAAAGGACGUACUCUUUCUGUGGUACCAUUGAGUACAUGGCACCUGAAAUCAUCAGGGGGAAAUCUGGGCAUGGCAAGUCUGUAGAUUGGUGGAGCCUUGGGAUCCUGAUGUUUGAGCUUCUGACGGGAGCGUCUCCGUUUACCUUGGAGGGCGAGAGGAACUCCCAGAGUGAGGUGUCAAAACGUAUUUUGCGCUGUGAUCCACCGUUCCCCUCUAUGAUUGGAUCCACUGCUCAGGACCUGCUGAGGAAGCUGUUGGUGAAAGAUCCCCACAAGAGGCUGGGCUCUGGACCGCGUGGGUCUGAAGACAUCAAAGCACAUUCCUUUUUCAAGGGACUGAACUGGGCCGACCUAGCACAGAAGAAGGUGCAAAGUCCGUUCAAGCCAGAGCUGAAGAGCGAACUCGACGUGGGGAACUUUGCUGAGGAGUUCACCGGGAUGGAUCCCGUCUACUCUCCGGCGAGCACGCCGCCAAGCACUGACCGCCUGUUCCAGGGUUACUCCUUUAUUGCUCCCUCCAUCCUGUUCAACAAGAACGCGGUCAUGGGAGACUUUGUGCAAUCCCAGAUUGGUGCUGAGCGUCCUGCUUCAGCCUCUGUCCAGCGCAGUGCAAUGUUAGAGGAAUCCCAGUUUUUUCAGCACUAUGAGCUGUGUCUUCACGGGCCGCCCCUCGGCGAGGGUAGUUUCUCGGUGUGCAGGAAGUGCCGACACAAGCAGACCGGCCACGAGUAUGCUGUCAAGAUCGUCAGCCGCAGAAUGGAGGCAAACAGCCAGAGGGAGAUCGCUGCUUUGAGGCAAUGUGAGAGUCACCCAAAUAUCGUCAAGCUCUAUGAAGUCUAUACUGAUCAGUACCACACAUAUUUAGUGAUGGAGCUUCUGCGAGGUGGCGAGUUGCUGGAAAGAAUCAAGAGGAAGAAACUCUUUGGAGAGGCGGAGGCCAGUCAGCUGUUACAGAGCCUGGUGUCAGCCGUCAGCUUCAUGCACGAGGCGGGAGUCGUGCAUAGAGACCUCAAACCAGAGAAUGUGCUCUUCGCAGACGAGGGGGAGGACUCCAUGCUCAAAGUAAUAGAUUUUGGAUUUGCCCGCCUGUGCCCCGCAGGCAGCGCCCCCCUGCAGACUCCCUGCUUCACGCUGCAGUACGCUGCACCUGAACUUUUUGAGAGUGCAGGAUACGACAAAGCCUGCGACCUCUGGAGUCUCGGGGUCAUCCUGUACACCAUGCUGUCAGGCCAGGUGCCAUUUCAGAGCGAGCAGCGGGGGAUGACCUCAUCAUAUGCUGCUGACAUCAUGCAAAAGAUUAAGGAGGGUGAUUUCUCGUUGGACGGGGAGGCCUGGAAGGGCGUAUCGGAGGAUGCCAAAGAGCUCGUUAAAGGCCUACUGACAGUGGACCCAGAGAUGCGUCUCAAACUCUCUGAUCUGAAAGAGAACAGCUGGCUGCAGGGCGGAGCAUCCAUGUCCACCACUCCUUUGUGCACUCCGGAUGUGCUGGAGUCUAGUGGGCCUACUGUCCGCACCUAUGUCAACGCCACCUACAAGGCUUUCAACCGUGGUAAGAGAGAGGGCUUCUUUCUGAAGAGUGUCGAUAAUGCUCCCCUCGCAAAACGCAGAAAGCUGAAGAUGACAAGUACAGGUGUAGAGACCCGAUGGAGUUCAUCUUCUUCCUCCUCCUCUUCUUCCACAUCCUCCUCUGCUUCUGCAUCUGCAACAGCAUCUAAAACACAGCCAAAGCAAACUGUGACCCCAAAGCAGAGCUAGCCUAAACAGCCGGGGAGAGAACAGAAGGAAACGAAGAGGUAUGAGCUUAAACUGGAGACAAGAUGUCCUCCAGUGGUGAUAGGGUCACUCCGUUCCAAAAAAACCAACCUGACAAACCAAAAAACUGGUUUAGGUUAGUAUUUCGCUUUCAAUUUCAAUUGAAUUGAAUUCCACCUUUUUACAGCAAAGCACCUUCGUUCAUCAUGCCACAUUCUCCCCGAACCAAACUGUAUUUUCCUUGAGCUAAUGGAAUAGAAGAUGGUAGAAAUCUAAUUUGGCAUCUUUAAGAUGUACAGAAAUCUGUGGCCUUGAGAAAAAUAUUAUUACUCAGUAUUCACUCACCAUAACAUGGUGACAUCACACACUAAAAGUUAAAAACGAGACAUUUACCUGUUUUCACUGUGGGUAAGAAACAGUGCCUGGCUAUAUAGGGAUAAAGGGAAAAAGGAGCCAUAAAUGAGCAGAAGCCAUAUACAUAUACAUAUACAUAUAUACAGCAAAGCAGUGAAUAUAUCAAUUGAGCCGUUGUGAAUACACUCAGAGUUGCACAUAGCAAAUGAAAAGUCCUUCCAGGAAUUUGCAGGCUCAGUUCUUUGUAUCUUUGUAGAUUGCAUAUAGUUAUUUUGUAUGGAGCCCCUAAAGUCCUGAAAGGUAUUACUUUUUAUCUUGUGUUUACAAGUUAUUAUCCUGUGGGAACAAGUUAUUAUUUUAUUCGCACAAAUUAGCCUGUUAUCAUCUGGAAACAAGUCAAUUAUCUUGUUUACCCAAGUUAGCCCAUUACCUUGUGUGCAUAAGUUAUUAUCUUUUGGGAACAAUUUAUUAUCUUGUGUACAGAAUUUAUCAUUUUAUGGGAACAAGUUAUUAAUUUUGUUCACACAACUUUUUAUCUUGUGGGAACAAGCCAUUAUUUGUGAGCACAACUUGUCUGUUUUUAUCUUGUGUUCACAAGAUAAUAACUUGUUCCCACAAGAUAGUUCCCAGAAGAUAAUUUGUUCCCACAAGAUAAUAGCUUGUUUUUGCAAAUAAUAACUUGUUCCUUCAAGAUAAUUAUUUAUUCCCACAAGAUAAGGUUCCCAUAAGUUAAGAACUUGUUCCCACAACUUUGCCUAUUAUCUUGUGUGCUCAAACUAUUGUAGAAAUAAGUUAUUAUCUUGUGGGAACAAAUGAUUAUCUUGUAUGCACAAGAUAAUCACUUGUUCCCACAACAUAAUAAUUUGUUCCCACAAGAUGGUUCUCAGAAAAUUCUAAUCUGUUUCCACAAGAUAAUAAUUUGUUCCCACAAGAUAACUGGUUCACACAAGAUAAUAGCUUGUUCCCUCUAGAUAAUUUGUUUCCACAAGAUAGCAUACAAGAUAAUUUGUUUAUACAAGAUAAGAAGUUGCUCCCACAAGAUAAUAUCUUGUUCCCCUCAAGAUAAUAAUUUGUUCCCACAAGAUAGUUCCCACAAGAUGAUUUGUUAACAUAAGAUAAGAACUUGUUCCCAUAAGGUAAGAACUUCCCUUCCCUCGAGAUAAUAUGUUCCCUCAAGAUAGUUCCAACAAGAUGAUUUGUUUACACAUGAUAAGACCUUGUUCCAACAGGACAAUAAUUUGUUCCCACAAGAUAGUACCUUGUUCCCUUGAGAUAAGAAUUUCUUCCCACAAGAUAAUUUGCCUACAUAAGAUAAGAACUUAUUCCCACAAGAUAAUAAUUUGUUCCCACAAGAUUGUUCCCACAAGAUAAUUUGUUUACACAAAAUAAGACCUUGUUCCCUUGAGAUAACAAUUUGUUCCCACAAGAAAGUUCCCACAAGAUAAUUUGCCUACAUAAGAUAAGAACUUAUUCCCACAAGAUAAUUUGUUCUCACAAGAUAACUUAUCUGCACAAAAUAACACAUUGUUCCCACAAGGUAACAACCUGGUGCAACAGGUAAUAAUUAGUUCCCGCAAGAUAACUUGUGUGCACAAGAUAGAAAAUAUCACCUUUUUGGACUUUAGGUGCUCCGUAAUUUUGAACUUUGCCAUGUGUAAUUUUUGGCAAAAAUCUGCAAAACUUUGGCCACAGGUGCCACAUGUAGUCGGAUAGUAGUUUUGUAUGAACCUAGAAUUUUUUGUUGUUGCACUUUUUGCAGAGAAUGUAAAUGAUUAAAAAAAGGCAAAUUGCUGGAAGGACUGAGCGCAGAGGGAAAUGCUUAGGAUAUGUAAAACCUUGAGAGCAGAGGAUGCUGUAGUUCUCUACUGGAUGCAGUUCUAACUGUGUCAGUCCGAAGGGCACUGACUGUUGCACCUACAGUACACUACCAACUCUACAUAUCCCUUUGAACACAACGCGGGGCGCACGUCUUCAUCGAUUGCUCUGAUGAUGAAGUAUUUUUGGCAAACAAUCAUAGUUUGACUUGAAGUGGUCGCAGUACUAACCAAGUGUCCAACGGUAGCAGAGAUGAAGACACAGAAACAGUCAUGAAAUCAAGCGCGAUUUUCUCGUCAUACUUGCUGGUGUUGAUAUUAUUACUCGCGUUAUUGUGCCGCUCUGAAGAUUUCCAGCAUGCUAAUCUGUCGUGAUGAUGAACUGUAAGAACUUUUUCUAUAUUUUGGUAUCUUGGUAUCUCACUAAUGUCACGCAGAAUGUUUCAAUGCUACCAAGUGCAGCUCGAGUGUUUGCACGUAGCAAAAUCCAUUUUGGUGAUUUUGCGUGUACAUCGCCUUGAGCUUGUGAAUUUUUAAAGGGUAUUUCUCUUUUUUUUUUUGCCUUUUCAGACCAGCGCCAUAUGCGGCUAUCACAAACACAAUCUAAUAUAGUCUUUGAUAUUAUGCUCAGCUUGUUGUCACCUGGGCUGUAAGGGUCACCAAAAUGUCUUUUUACAGAUGGUUUUAAAACAUUGUAGGGCUUUGAAUUUGAAAUAAUGUUACAGACACUUAAUCAUGACUUUAAAAUGGUUUUUCUGAUGAGACCAUCCUGCGAGAUCUGUAUAUACUCAUCCUUGAUUUAAAGAAAACAAAAAAAGAUGUAUGUAAUGAUUUAAAAUUUGAAAAAUGUUUAAAUGGUAUUUUAGUCUCCUGAUGUAUUUUUAUUGGACUUUUUUUUUUUACAUGUUGCACAGUCAGUUGAUCAAUUAAACACAUUUCAGCUUUAAAGGUGCUUUCACUGAUAUUUAUUACAUGUAAUUGAUUUUAAUGCUGUGGUAAUGGGAUUGAUGAUUAAAUCGGCUCUUGUGUACCAGCGCCAUGAGUGUGUGUGUGUGUGUGUGCGUGUGUAUGUGGCUGUGUGAAAGGGUGAAUGGUGCUGGGAGGUUGGCUGUACCAGAAAUUUCUGUACCAGAUGAAGCAUUAUUGCAAGUUACUGUAUUAUUUCCUUGUUGUUGUUUGCCGCCUUUGUCUGUUUUAAAGGUAACUGGUUGUUCGUGUUUGAACAUUGAAAUUUUUACUUAAGGAACUGUGCUUUUAUUGGUGUUGAUAUUAUUUUGUUGUAGUAAAUGAUAUGUUUUCCUUUUCUCUUUCUUUUUUUUUUUGAGCAUUACUAUUUUACUGAGAUGCACUGUCACUGAUGUUGUAACUGGGAAUUUAUCUUUUGCAUCAAGAUUUUUUUGGUUGGUGCAAAAUAAACUUUUAAAUAGA
Molecule: messenger RNA, 6837 nt
Organism: Epinephelus moara (kelp grouper)
Lineage: Eukaryota; Metazoa; Chordata; Actinopteri; Perciformes; Serranidae
Gene: rps6ka4
Product: ribosomal protein S6 kinase, polypeptide 4
Exons: 18
Coding region: 884-3244 (786 amino acids)
Biological process (GO): intracellular signal transduction; protein phosphorylation; regulation of DNA-templated transcription
Molecular function (GO): protein serine/threonine kinase activity; magnesium ion binding; ATP binding
Source: RefSeq, a predicted model, not a curated record